Messenger RNA from Dictyostelium discoideum AX4, 1590 nucleotides. RefSeq lists its product as hypothetical. Bases 1 to 1590 code for a protein of 529 amino acids. The record is from RefSeq and is a predicted model, not a curated record. NCBI's taxonomy places the organism in Eukaryota, Evosea, Eumycetozoa, Dictyosteliales, Dictyosteliaceae. The transcript has a single exon.
AUGUCAGAUAAAUCAGUUAAAAAAACUACAACUACUACCACUACAAAUAAUAAAAAUAAUAACACCAAAGGUGGUGAAAAAAAACAAAACAAUAAUAAUAAUAAUAAUAAUAAUAAUAAUAAAAUAAAUAAUAGAGACGGUAAUAAUAAUAAUACAAAUUCAGAUAAUAAAGAUAAUAAAUACCCACCAGAUCCAGUUUAUGAUGCACAUCAAAAGAGAAUUAAUGAACUUAGAAAUAAAAUAGUAGAGAUUAAUAAUAAUUUAGAAAAUUUAAAGAAAGAUAUGGUUGAAUUAAAAAAGAAACAUACUGGAUACAAAGAGUCAAUCGAAAAGAUUUAUGAAGGUAAUAAGAGUCGUACAUCAGAUCCAAUGAAAGCCCAAACCAUUGAGGCACGUAAUACCUUAAAGGCCUUGAUGGCAACACAAGAGGAGAAGAAGAAGAUAUUGAUCAGUCUCGAAGACCAAUUACCAAUAAAGAUCAGCAAGAACGCCGAAGAGGUUGACACCAUGUGUUCAAUCGAAGAGAGAAUUCGUGAAUUGGAAGAGCAAGUCGAGAAUGAGACCAACCCAAACCAACAACGUGCCCUCUUGAAGAAAUUGUCUCAAGUCAAUUCCAGCAAGAAAUACGUCACCGAAUACUAUGGAGUCAAGAACGAGUUUGAAAAGAUCAAGAAACAAGUCACUGAACAAAAAGCUCAAGUCAACGAGUUGAGCGCUCAAAUCAAGCCAGAGGAGCCAAGAGAGAAGCAAGAGGCCGUUCUCAAGGAACUCAAACAACAACGUAAAGACGUUGAGACAGAGAUCAAGGAGAACAACGACAAGUUUGUUGCCUCUCGUGGCUUCAUCGAGGAGAUUAAAAAGGAUAUCGAGGAGGAGAAGGCUUUGCUCGAGGCUCACGUCGUCAAACGUAAGGAACAACGUAAACUCGAACAAGAACAACGUAAACUCGAACAAGAACAACGUAGACAAGAACUCCUCGAAAAGAAGAAAGCCGAAGAGGAGAAAAGAAUCCAAGAGGAUCUCCUCAAAGUACCUUACGAGAAGGAAAUGAACAAUUGUGAUUCUCUCAUCUCUUAUCUCAAAGCUAUCACUCCAAAGGAAACCACCAAUGAACAAUCUGCUUUGGAUCGUAAUAUCGCUGAAAUUGAAGAGGGUUUCGUUCUCGUCAAAAAGGAGAAAGUCUCAAAGAAUCGUGAAAAUCCAAAGAAGAAAGCACUCCAACAACAACAACCAAAAGCUCAACCAGAUACCAUCAGACAUCCAUUAGAGAUCUUCUCUGAUUUCGAAAAACUCUCAAUGGCUCCACCACCAAAAUACUCUGAUAUCCCUGAAUAUAUUGACCAAAUUAAAUCAAAGAAAGAUCAUUAUUCAAAAUUAUCUGCAACUCAAAUGGAAGAAAGAUUAGCAAAAGCCAAAGCUGAUAAAGAAGCUGCUGCUACUGCCGCUACCACCACCACUGCUGAAAAAGAAAAAUCUGCUGAUGAAAAAGUUACCACCACCACUGAAGAACCAACUCCAGUUGCUCCAAUUGAUGACAACGCUACCUCAAAUUCAACUGAAAAUAAAAAUGUUGAAGUUGAAGCUCAAUAA